AUGCAGCGCUAUAGAGAAGAUGCCUCUGAUGAGAGCCACGAUGAAGAAGAUAUUCCUUUACACUACAAGCGGGCUUUCGGCGCGGGGCUGAAGCGGCAAAGGGUCGAAUUUGUUCCCGCCCAAGAUCCUGAUGCUGGAACUACAACCACAAUAACGCCAGCCAAGUCAACAGACACUUCCAUUGGCGAUUUAUAUGCUAGCAUCGUUCUAAAACCUUCCCAAGACAAAAAUACCAAAACCGCAGAAGAAGAGCCGGAGGAAAUAUGCCCAGACUGCAAACUCCCCAUCUCAUCCACUUCACAGCCUCACGAAGCAUCCUUCGCUCACCAAGUCUCACUCACACAUUCACACCCCCCAUCAGCACUUGAUCGCUCGCGCAUGGGCCUCAAAGCCCUAAAAUCCCAAGGCUGGGACCCUGAUGCCCGACGAGGUCUAGGAAGAGAGGGUGAAGGAAUGCGAUAUCCUAUCAAAGUGGUGGCGAAAGAAGAUACCCUUGGAAUCGGAGCAACGAUACCGAAGGAGAUCCGGGAAAAGAAAAAGGAAGAGAAGCCCAGGCCAUUAAACAGAAAGGAAGCGAAGCAGUUGGCGGCUAAGGAACGACAACGGCACGAGAGACUACAGUGCCCUCACGCGGUUAAAGAGAUGCCCACUCUAGGACUUGCCCAAGGACUCACCGCCGAAUCCAAAGACUCACCCGGAAAGACAGCAAUUGACGACUCUGCUGUACUCGAAGCCAUCACAGCUAGACAUUUGGGUUCAGAGCAUCGCGAUACCAAUGCGAUCAGCUCCUAUUUCGAGAGCUAUCUCUAA
Molecule: messenger RNA, 810 nt
Organism: Fusarium subglutinans
Lineage: Eukaryota; Fungi; Ascomycota; Sordariomycetes; Hypocreales; Nectriaceae
Product: G-patch domain protein
Exons: 2
Coding region: 1-810 (269 amino acids)
Molecular function (GO): nucleic acid binding
Source: RefSeq, a predicted model, not a curated record